This is a messenger RNA of Brassica oleracea var. oleracea, 2465 nucleotides long. RefSeq names its product cation/H(+) antiporter 9-like. The record is from RefSeq and is a predicted model, not a curated record. Gene Ontology annotation, biological process: proton transmembrane transport; regulation of pH. Lineage: Eukaryota; Viridiplantae; Streptophyta; Magnoliopsida; Brassicales; Brassicaceae. Gene Ontology annotation, molecular function: antiporter activity. The transcript has 4 exons. Bases 63 to 2465 code for a protein of 800 amino acids. Gene Ontology annotation, cellular component: membrane; endomembrane system.
UUGAUAUGAAAGUUUUGAGAACAGGUCAUUCCCUUUCAUAACUUAUACUUAUCAUCAUCCUCAUGAACGAAUCUCUAGCACUAACUCCUGCGCCUUGGCCAGCAAUUAGCAAGGUCGAAGUUUGUUACCGAGCUUUCUUCAACAUCUCUUCUUACGGAAUCUUGGAAAACUAUGAAACUCCGAGUGUCAUCUUCGGAUACGCAUUGCCUCUUCUUGAGUUGCAGAUCAUUAUCAUCUUCGUUUUAAUAGUGUUAUCUCAUAUGUUCCUUAGAUUUAUUGGCGUACCACAGUUCGUUUCUUACAUGUUUACGGGGUUGCUUCUGGGACGUCACCUAUUUGAUCUUCAGGACUUUUCUUCCCACCGUUUAUCGUUAGACGUGGCGUUAGAUGGUAACAUAGCGUUAGAAGGUGUGGCCAACUUGGGUUUAAUAAUGUUCACGUUCUUGAUGGGCGUGAAGACCAACAAAAGAGCCGUGUUUCAUAUCGGUAAAGGCACGGUUGCGAUCGCGGUUUUGUCCUUUGUGGUGACUAUGACCGCCGGAUUAGCCUUUAGAAACUUCCAGCUAGACAAGGCCGACCCUCUCUAUAUGCCUCUGAAACUGGCUCCAACAGAACGCACCGUGAUUGUAUCAGUUCAAGCGUUAACGCUGUUACCCGUAAUAACGCACCUGGUAUAUGAGCUUAAGAUUCCAAACUCGGAGCUCGGCCGCCUCGCCAUAUCUAUUGCAACGAUUAAUGAUCUCCUAGGAUUUAUCACUCUGCAAUGCGUUUCCUACGUAGCAUCAUACAGGUAUGUAUCGCCUAGAAUAGCCAACCGCGAUGCAUUGGCAAUGACCAUCUUAAUCCUUGUGAUCCUAUUCAUCAUCAAGCCUACGGCUCAAUGGAUAGUCGACACAAGUCCAGAAGGCAAACCCGUACGGGAACUCUAUGUAUACGGAACAAUUAUGACCGCAAUCGCUGCGAGUAUUUGCACAACUUAUUUCCACCAAGUCCACGUUUUAGGAGCUAUAUUGGUCGGGAUGGCCAUCCCAGACGGUCCACCUCUUGGGUCUGCGUUAGAAGCCAAGUUUGAGGGAUUGGUUACAAACAUAUUUUUACCGAUUUCAAUAGUGGUAAUGACCAUGAAAGCUGACAUUUCAAAGGUAUUGUACGCGUUCGAUGACAUAGCCAUUAACAUAUUUUUGGUGGGUUUCACAUUGGUCGUCAAAUGGACUGCUACUUUUGGGUCUUGCUUGAUCUUCAAGUUACCUACUAACGAAUCUAUUAUCCUCGCCAUUAUGAUGAACUAUAAGGGUUUCGUCGACUUAUGCUUCUUUGAAGGAGCCGCGAAUCAUCGGAAUCUAUCGCAAGCCACUCACACGUUCAUGAUAAUAUACGUUCUUUUGAUCGCGGGAGUUUUACCUACUACUGUGAAAACACUGUACGAUCCAAAGAGGAAGUAUAUAGGAUACGUCAAGAGAGACAUCAUGCAUCUGAAACCAAACUCAGAUCUCAAGAUCCUAACAUGUUUGCACAAACCGGACAAUAUCUCUGGCGUGCUCUCGCUGCUACAACUGCUCUCUUUCACUCCUGACGGCGAGAGUAAUAAAGACAGAGGAGUCAUCGCUGUCACAGCAUUACACCUCGUGAAACUCGCUGGAAGUUCGUUUCCAAUCUUGAUACCACACGACAAGCGGACUAAACCCCAGUUGCAUCAAAACACUUACAUUCAAACAAUGAUGCUCGUGUUCUCCGAGUUUCAACAAGAGAAUUCGGCAUCUACGACUGUUAGCUUCUUCACAGCUUACUCUCAAGAGGAUCUAAUGGAUCAUGACAUUUGCAAUCUUGCUUUAGACCACCACACAUCGAUGAUCAUCGUCCCUUCUGGACGAAAAUGGUCACCUGAUGGAUUAUAUGAAUCUGACGAUAAUGUGAUCAGAAGUGUGAACGCUUCUCUCCUCGACCGUGCUCCCUGUUCUGUAGGUGUACUCAAUGACCGAAGCUACCGCACCAAGAAAAAGAUUAACGGUACCGUUAACGUUGGUGUGAUCUUCAUUGGAGGUAAAGAUGAUCGCGAGGCCAUCUCGCUUGCGAAAUGGAUGAGACAGAAUCCGAGAGUGAGUCUCACGGUGAUCCGGUUUUUAUCUGGUCAAGAACCAGACAAGAAUAAGAAUUGGGAUUACCUUGUUGAUAAUGGGGUCUUAAAUGAUUUGAAAGAAACAUAUGCAUCCUCUGAGAAUUUCGUUUAUGCGGAGAAGAUAGUCAACGGUGGUCCCGCGGUGGCCACCGCCGUAAGAUUGGCGGCGGAAGAUUAUGACUUGAUGAUUGUAGGGAGAGGUCGCGACGAUGAUUUGCUGGAUGUCUCGGGUUUGGCGGAAUGGAUGGAGCUUCCGGAGUUAGGAGUCAUAGGAGAUUUGCUUGCAUGUAAAGAUCUAAAAAGUAGGGUUUCUGUUUUAGUAGUUCAACAACAGCAGCAACAUGAGUGA